Anopheles coustani is the source of this 1476-nucleotide messenger RNA. RefSeq lists its product as uncharacterized. The annotation marks the transcript as partial. The record is from RefSeq and is a predicted model, not a curated record. Lineage: Eukaryota; Metazoa; Arthropoda; Insecta; Diptera; Culicidae. The transcript is spliced from 2 exons.
UUUGUGCUACAGGGUGCGCUUGGAGACCCUCGGCCAGACUUCGGCAUCGAUGGAAGCGUGGCGGGUGCAGUGAAGGUGCUUACUGUUGCCAGCGAUGCCGCGGUCGAGUUUGACGCGAUCGACGAAAAGACUAUUUCGCUGGAGUCGCACUACACUCGCCUGUACAAUCUGCAGACUGCACUUACGACGAUCGCCACCAACAUUGCUACCACGGGCCAGGAGUUAACCGACAAGCUGGAAACGCUUGCCCCAAGCACCGGUCCUCUGCCGGACGUUUUUACCGACGCGACGAGCGCGCUCACCAGCCUGCGCACAUUACUGGAAACGGGGCUGAGUGACCAAACCGAUGACAUUCAAACGAUGGUUGGCGACUACAUCACCGAUAUGCUUACCGAUGCCAGCGACGAGCUGCUCGACGCACUAUCGCGGCUCGAAACGCAGCUCGGGCUAAUGCAGACAGGUAUCGAAGCUGCGACCACGGCCUACGGCGCACCGGACGUACCGGCCAGCUUCAUCCGGCGGUAUGUCUCACCGAAGGUGAUCUACGAGCUGCAGCGCGCCAUACACGACCUCAAAUCCGACCUGCCCCUGGUGACGUACAUCAUUGGGCUGACGCUGGGACAUCUGGAGAACGCCGACAUUUACCUAGCGACCGUUAUGGAGCAGGCGAAUAGUGCAGUAAUCGAAGUAAUCCGACAGUACGACGGCUUUAAGCAGGAGCUCCUGGACAACACGUACCUAGUGUCGGACGGCAUCGCUACUCCGUUCCGGCUUACCUACACUGCUCAAGUCGACGGGCUGAGAUUUGCCAUGACCGAACUGGAGCAGCUGGGCUCUUACUCGGAUUUCCUCGAGCCAGUGCUGACCGCGUACACAAAUGCACUCGAAGAGGCCAAUCGGAACACCAUUGCCUUCGCCGCCGAGGACACGUUAAACAGCUAUCUUGUUCGGGUCGUCACACUUGAUGACUAUCUGGACCGGUUCUACGAUGAAAAGCUGUGCACGCCUGUGCAAGCCAUUAUGCAGGUGUUGAUCGCCUCUGGACCGUGGGCCGACUACUGCUUCAGCAAGUACUCGCCCCGCCUACCCGAGCUGGUGUCGAUCAACGCGAACCGAUUCCAGCUAUGCUACGAGCUCGAGGCAGUUCGACUGGAGAAACUGUACGAGAUCGUCGAUCGGCUGGUCCAACAGAUCCUGUACGACGUGGAGAAUCUCGCCGAAGACAUCCUGACCUGCCUCUACCGUUGGGAGAAUGGCUCAGAUUGUAUUGCCCUGAUCGGUCCGUACUACCUUGAGCUCGCCCAAGUGAUAGUGAAUAAGCAGGAGGACCUAUCCGCCAUCCUCGAGCACGAAACGGACGCUAGCUACAACCGCAUGGCGGCCUGCGUUAACGGCGGCAAGUGUGGACUCCUCGCGUCCGCAGAAGAUCUCGUGGCGGAUAUACAAGCUUGCGAGCUCGAUGGACCCAACGCCUAA